GCUGCGGGCGCUUGCAGCCCUGGUUCCUUUUCUAGGUUUCUAUUUUGGUCGUGCGCUGUGUUUUAUUUAUGUUUGCCAUGGGAAAAGAGUGUUGCUAAAAGUGCUUAAUUAGGUGCACCUGGCGGACCAGAAGGGCGCUCCAGCGGUUGACCCCCGAACCCGGAAUCGGCGCUGAGGCAAACGAGUAUUCGAAGCACUUGCGAGCAUAGUUCAGCGGGCAUCGGCCAAAAAAACCGAGAGUCGGGCAAUAAAUGGUGAACAGCGUGCUCCUUUCGCCAUAUAACUAAUGUGUAUGCUAACGAUAAGGGUGAGACUGUCGCGAACGCAACGAGACUAGAGGAAAAUCUACUAUUAGUCAGCGAUCUAUUUCUGCCCAACGAACGCCGGGGAACAGCAGCAGACGGAGCAACAAAUGUUUGUGGAAACGGAACGCAGCUGAAGUUGAAGCAAUCUAGUGCGGAUCCGGAGCAGCCUUGAACAGCCCGACAAUGGAUCAGCCACUGGUGGUGCGGGCGGAGUACUCCUUCAGUGGCAGCAACAACGAUGAGCUGUGCUUCCAGAAGGGCGAUGUGAUCACGGUCACCCAGCGGGAAGACGGCGGCUGGUGGGAGGGAACCCUGAACGAAAAGACUGGCUGGUUCCCCAGCAACUAUGUCAACGAGUGCAAGGUGCAGCUGCCGCUGGCGGAGACCAUUAGGCCGCCGGAGGAGAUCCAGGAGUACCGCUCCGUGGUGCUCAAAGAUCUGCUCGACUCGGAACGAGCCCAUGUGGCCGAGCUGCAGGGCCUGCUGGAGAACUUCUUGGAGCCCAUGCAACAGACGCAGAUACUCAGCCAGGAUGAGUACGCCCAGCUGAUGUGCAACUUUGUGGAGAUCGUGCGAACGCACGAGGAUCUGCUCAUCCAGAUCGAAGAGUGCAACGAUAGAGUUGGUAAACUAUUCCUCACUAGUGCCCCCUUGAUGAAGAAGGUCCACCAGGCCUACUGUGCUGCCCACCCGAAGGCCAUAGUCAUUUUGGACAAGUACAAGGAUGAUCUGGAAAAGUAUAUGGAACGACAGGGCGCUGCCACUCCGGGUUUACUUGUGCUAACUACGGGUCUGUCGAAGCCCUUCCGCCGGCUGGACAAAUACUCCGCCAUGCUGCAGGAGUUGGAGCGCCAUAUGGAGAGUAGUCAUCCGGAUCGAGGCGACACUCAGAGGAGUGUGGCUGUGUACAAGGACAUAGCUGCCACAUGCUCGGCCACCCGUCGCCAAAAGGAGCUGGAGCUGCAGGUGCUCACAGGACCAGUGCGCGGAUGGCAGGGUCAAGAGCUGAGCACCCUUGGGGACAUCAUUCACAUGGGCAGCGUGGCAGUUGGAGCGGAUCAUCGCGAUCGCUACUUUGUGCUUUUCCCGCAAACGUUGCUCUUCCUCAGUGUUAGUCAGCGGAUGAGUGCUUUCAUCUACGAGGGAAAACUACCCCUGACUGGCAUCGUAGUGAACCGUCUGGAAGACACUGAUGCGAUUAAAAACGCCUUUGAGAUAAGUAGUCCCCUGAUCGAUCGCAUUGUGGCCGUCUGCCAGGGACCCAACGAGGCCAACAAAUGGGUGGAGCUGCUCAAUGCCAACAAUCCCAGCCUGCCAAUGGGCAUUAAGCGGCAACUAAGUAACCUGAGCAACUCCUCAUCGGGGCACCUAAAUGCCGCUCAUAUGUCGCCGCCGUCGAACCACAGCCUGCUCCUGCCAACCGGAGGUCGUCCGCCGGCCACGCCCAGCAGCAUCCCGCCCAGCGGCAACAGCGGCGGGAGCAACAGCCACCAGGGAUCGCCGGCCACCAACUCGAUGUCGCAUCACAAACGGAGCCAGUCGUUCAACCACCACCUCAGCUACAAUCAGUACACGCCCACUCAGCCUCCACCACAUCAUCUGCAUCCACCACAACCACCAAGUCUGCCAAGUCAUCUGGGGGCAGCCGGCCCCAGAUCAAGUUCAGUCCAGAUACCAAGCAGCAAGAUAGCAGCUCCAAUCCUGGCGUCGUCCAUGGACGCCAGUCCAGCAAUUCAGGCAGCAGCGGCAGCAGCAGCGGCAAUGGGGGUGCCAAGCGCAAGGAAAGGAAGCACAAAGGCUAACUGGACCAUCAGCUGCCUGCGACCCACGCCGCCGUUGCGGCCCAGUUUGUUAAACGCCACGAGCGGAUCGGGAGGUGGUAGCGGUGGGAGUGGUGGCGGCAGCAGCUCCAGCAACGCCCUGGCCAGCUACUGCAGCGGGAGAAAGAACCAGCCCACCUACGAGGAGGACGCCCUGGUGCUCCGGGUGUUUGAGGCCUAUUGUGCCGCCUACCAGAACAACGCCAGGAACACCAUCCACUCGGCCUUGCAACCCUGGACUCCGUGUCUGCCCAUCCGCGGUGGCAAGCUGAAAACGAGCAAAACCUUCUCGACCUCCAAUCCACAGCUGCCUUUCAUAGCCCAUGUCGGCAACUCACCCUACCUCAAUCAGCAGCACCUGCAGCAGCAACACUCGCAGCAGCCACACCUGCAGCAGCAGCAACAUCCCCAGCAGCAGACAGGUCGUCAACACUCCGCCGGCAGCUUGAACUCCUCCUUUAUUUGGCGCGAGGCGAGUCCCAAUAACUUCAAUCUGUACUCCAGUUCGGUAUCCUCCUCGCUGAAUACGACGCCUGCGCAGAAGUACUCCUUAUCCGGGGCAGGAGGAGGGUCGCCCACCAUCAAGGAUUACCAAAGAGCCCUGUCGGAGGAGAGGGCCACCAGGAAGUCCCUGAAUCGCCUCAAGAGUGGCUUUGGCUCCGGAUACGACAAUGUGUGUACUUCACCGCUGCUACCUCGGAAAAACAAACCGGCACCCAAGUUGGUGGCCCAGCAGACGUACCAGCGACCCCCGGGCAACGCCACCACCACCAUAGUAAAGCCGAAUCCGGCGGGUCACCCAGGACUCUACGAUCGCCGGUUAAACCGAUCCUUCGAGACCUCCACUUCGCAUCGCUACGCCGGCUAUGGAGCCGGCUACCUGAUGAAUUGUGGCGGAGCCCUGCGCACCAGUACGCUCCAGAGGAGCACGCCCCAGCUGGCCGGCGGAGAACGGUCGGACGACAGCGACGUGGAGCGGGAACUGCUGCGGACCAAUGGGGCAGGUCCCCCGGCGAAUUUGGAACUCAAUGCCGAUGGCAGCAAACGGCAGUCGGGCAGCUGGUGUUGCGGUCUUGAAAACGAAGAUAUGACCCCCACGUUGCGCCAACUGUGGACCGCCAUCCGCCAGAUGCAGCAGGACAUGUCCCAGAUAAAGCUUCAGAUCAACGAGGAGCGAGCCCUGCGAGCCGAUCUCCAGCAGCUGCUGAUGCAGCACUUGGAGACGAGCAGCGUGAGCAGCGGGGCCAACACGCCCAAGUGUUGACUAUGCAAGUGACCGGGUUCUGGAGCGGAUUCCCCAGUCCCACUACGUCGAAACUAUACCCGCCGCUGCUUUUAGCUUUAAUCCUUUUUUUUUAGAUACUUUUACUUUGCAUCUCCCGGGGCGCAGUGGGUCAAUUACCAAAAAAUUAUCUACAAAUGGACUUUAGGAAUCGUAUAUGGAUUGUAUUUACCGAAGUACUAUUAUAUGUGAAUGUAUAUUUGUGAAUGGACAAUAUGCCGAUUGUGUGUAAAAUUAUUUAACAGAUACUUCUAUCUUUCGUGUCUUCGUUUUUAUAUGAGCUCUAUCAGGUGCGCUUGUAAAAUCUUUGGAAAUUUAAAAGCAAUAAUUUGUUACGCAGUUUUGGGGAAUUACCCAUAAUAAUAAUUCUAUCUCAAAACUUGAUAUAAGAAUUUACAAAAACCAUUUACAAAAGAUUGUUGCUUUUGAGUUUCCGAAGACUUCCUCAAGACAUCCGCUUGUAACCCAUAAAUAAUUACUUCUAAUGCCUACAUUUAACCUUCAUUGUAAUAGUUUAGCAUAACAUGCACUCUGUAUGGGCAUAGAUUUUACACACCUUAGUUUAUAACUUAUCUUAUGACGUUGCCGCCAUGCAACUCAUAAAAGCUGCUUGUGUAAGUUAUCAGAAUAGGUAGUCCCAGUUUUGACCUUUGUUUGGAUAUAAAUUUUAAAUGGAUAAUGAAAAAUUUGAAAAAUGUGCCAAUACCUUAGUAAGCUGCAACAACGUACGAAACAUCGCUCAAAACAGUUGUAUUUACGUAUUAUACCUAGAACAUUUAUUGGAUAAUAUAUACACAAAAUGUAGAUGAAUUGGGGUUUUCAUUGAGUUAUUACACUCUCGAGUAGCAGCACCUGGAGAUUGCAAUCGGAAGGCACAUAGGCAGAACAGAAACCACUCCGCAUCUCAAGAAUGCCUAACGAUUUAACGAGUCUGAAACAAUGUAUAACCGCUAUCGCUUGUCUGACAAUUUUGCUGAAUAAUUCGGAGUGCCAGGGGAUUUUUCUGCUCUGCUUCGUGCAACUGGAAAGAGGAAACCCAUGUCGGACUGCAGGGGAGCAUAAUGAGAUUGCAAUCAGUCAGCGGGAGAGGCGGAGGCAGUGCCGGCGGCGGCGGCAGAUGGCGACAAAUGAGCAACAAACCACGUCAAGACCGAGCGACAUUGUUGGCAAAACAAUUUCAGUGUGUCAGUAAGGAUUUGAGAACAAUGCCGGCUGGCUUGGGCUUUGGCUUGCCGGCUAGCUGGCUGGCUGGCUGCUUGGCUGACUUGGCCGGAAUGUGUCACUUCCACUUCCUGGCCGCUUCGGGGCCGUGGAACCUGGGUGCGAACUAAUUUUGGACUUGCGGAUGCGAAGGCUUGCGGAAGUUUUCGCUUGCAAGCUGCAGCAACAAGACCACUCCUCCCCAGCUUGUUGGCCAAAAUUUAUUGCAGCUGCUUAACUAAACUGUUAGAUAUUGUGGCACCUCGGCCCUGCGGCUCCUCGCCAGCUUUAAUGACAAUCAUUAGUGCUCUGCUCCAUGCCUGGCCUGCCUCUCAUAUUUUCCAGCUAUUAAAUUAUUAAUAAUUAGCAA
Messenger RNA from Drosophila biarmipes, 4977 nucleotides. RefSeq names its product rho guanine nucleotide exchange factor 7 (gene RtGEF). Gene Ontology annotation, molecular function: guanyl-nucleotide exchange factor activity; protein binding. Bases 489 to 3389 code for a protein of 966 amino acids. The record is from RefSeq and is a predicted model, not a curated record. Lineage: Eukaryota; Metazoa; Arthropoda; Insecta; Diptera; Drosophilidae. The transcript has 9 exons.